Microthlaspi erraticum is the source of this 537-nucleotide messenger RNA. The record is from the annotation of a GenBank genome assembly. NCBI's taxonomy places the organism in Eukaryota, Viridiplantae, Streptophyta, Magnoliopsida, Brassicales, Brassicaceae.
AUGGAUGUACCAGAGGGGAAUGGAAACCCUUUGGGCAAUGGACUCGGUCGAGCUAGGCAAACUCGACCGAUUGGUCAAGGAGAUGCUCCAAACCGCCACCAACAGAGACAAGGGAUUGUUCCACCACCAGUGCAGAACCACAACUUUGAGAUCAAGCUGGGAAUGAUCAACCUUAUCAAUGGUGUCUCUGAAGAUGCCAUCAAGCUGAGACUCUUUCCUAUGUCUCUAGCUGACAAAGCUCACCAAUGGGAGAAGAGCUUGCCCCAUGGCACAAUCACCACUUGGGAUGAAUGCAAGAAGGCCUUUCUUGCUAAGUUUUUCUCCACCGGUCGCACAGCCAAGCUUAGGAAGGAUGCUUGCCUAGGUAUAGGAGAGAUGCUAGACACAGCUAGCAAUGGGAACUUCCUCAACCAGGAUGUAGAUGAUGGCUGGCAGCUUGUGGAGAACAUAGCAAACUCAAUGGAAGCUAUGGAGAAGAGUAUGAUCGCACCAACCGGAGCUCGACCCACCACUCGAUCGAGUCAGAUGAGAAAUUGA